GAAAAUCUCUACCAGCUAAUGAAAGACCGGAAUAAAUUGUUUCCAGAAACCACUAUCAGAAAUAUCAUGUUUCAGAUACUUCAAGGGCUUGCUUUUGUACACAAAUAUGGGUUCUUUCACAGAGACCUAAAACCUGAAAACCUUCUUUGCAUGGGUCCAGAGCUUGUUAAAAUAGCAGACUUUGGACUAGCACGAGAGACGAGAUCAAGACCCCCUUAUACCGAUUAUGUGUCAACUAGAUGGUACCGAGCUCCUGAAGUGCUACUUAGAUCUACAAAUUAUAACUCUCCCAUCGAUGUCUGGGCUGUUGGCUGCAUCAUGGCUGAAGUUUAUACUUUACGACCUCUCUUCCCAGGCUCCAGUGAAAUAGAUACAAUAUUCAAGAUUUGCCAGGUUCUAGGGACACCUAAAAAGACUGACUGGCCUGAAGGCUACCAGCUUGCCACUGCAAUGAAUUUUCGUUGGCCCCAGUGUGUUCCUAAUAACCUAAAAUCAUUAAUUCCUAAUGCAAGUAGUGAUGGAAUCCAGGUUAUGCGAGAUAUGCUUCAGUGGGACCCUAAAAAACGGCCAACAGCUAGCAAGGCACUCAGGCAUCCAUAUUUUCAAGUGGGUCAAGCUCUUGGAACACCUCAAAGAAUUCAAGAGUUAACAAAACCACAGAGGGACAUCCAGGAGAAACCAAUUCCAUUACAUAUCAAACCUGUACCACCUGCUCAGCCUCCUCCAAAAUUUAAUGUUAGACUCUCAACACGAGCUCUCCAGCAAAGUCAGUCAAAUGGACAUCCUGUCAAAGUGAGUGCAUCCACAACAGAUUCUCUAGAAGGUUCACAAGAAAGAGGCUCCAUCAGCCACCCACUGCUACCAGCAAGAAGCAACCAACCUCCAUUUGUGAGUAACACAUUU
Messenger RNA from Staurois parvus, 903 nucleotides. The record is from the annotation of a GenBank genome assembly. NCBI's taxonomy places the organism in Eukaryota, Metazoa, Chordata, Amphibia, Anura, Ranidae.